This is a messenger RNA of Aaosphaeria arxii CBS 175.79, 894 nucleotides long. RefSeq lists its product as uncharacterized. Lineage: Eukaryota; Fungi; Ascomycota; Dothideomycetes; Pleosporales. Gene Ontology annotation, cellular component: chloroplast. Bases 1 to 894 code for a protein of 297 amino acids. The record is from RefSeq and is a predicted model, not a curated record. The transcript has a single exon.
AUGCAGUCCAACUACUACACCAUCCUUGGCCUCGAUCCCUCCGCAACCCUCCCUGCCAUCCGCGCGGUAUACAAUGUCCUCGUGCUCGAGCACCACCCAGACAGGACGGCGAAUCUAACUGAAGAUGAGCGCACCACACAUGCUUCGAUCUUCCACAGCGUGCAGGAAGCAUACAACGUCCUGGGCAACCCCGCUUUGAAAGAGACAUAUGACAAGGAGCUUCAGAACUUCGCAUCGGCGAAUGUCGGACUGUCAACGUCGCACUGCGCCCGUAGCACGCGUAGCGACCAUGCACGACCAUUUCCAGCGAAUAGCACCGCCGCCCACCCUCCGACCGAAGGCGAGAAGACUACAAUGAAAUCUAGAGUCGAGGCUCAAAUGACCAUCUUCCGGCUAGAGCGGGCAAGACGCGAUGAGGUAGAUAAACUCAGGUCGGUUGCUCACCUGAAGCAUGUGCUCGAACUGUGGAUGGAUCAGAUGGCUGUGGAUAAUCUACCUCCACAUGAGCGCGCAUACUGUCAAAUCAAGAUCCACGAGUAUGAGCAAAAGAUUGCAGAGCGCAAGGGCCAGCACGAAGCAUGGCUCAAAGAGAUGUCGACACCGAAAGCAAGACAGGAGAAGACGCCCAACCAAUCAUCGCGUCCAUAUAAAUACACUCUCUUCUCUGGGCCGAGUCGAUCGCCGUCCACAAGCUCGUCGUCCCGAACUGCGUCUCCCAUGAGCGAUGCCGGCACAACAUCGACACGGGCACGAGCACGCGCGAAUGCCAAAGACAAUCAAGACGCAUUGAGGAAUGCUCGAGCAACGACAGCUUCCACUGCGCGACGGUCCACUACCGUGUCUUCGAGUGCCAACCCAGAAGACCGGCCGCUGAAGUACCGCUUGUUCAGGUAA